Messenger RNA from Chara braunii, 605 nucleotides. The record is from the annotation of a GenBank genome assembly. NCBI's taxonomy places the organism in Eukaryota, Viridiplantae, Streptophyta, Charophyceae, Charales, Characeae.
UGGCCUCGGCUGAGGUGGAGAGCGAUGGCGCAACGGUGGAGAGCGAUGGCGCAGCGGUGGAGAGCGAUGGCGCGGCAAUGGAACGCGUUACAAUGCAGCGAUAGCGAUAGCGAUGGCAGCGAUGGAACAACGAUAGCGAUUGCGCAGCGAUGGCGCACUUGGUGGAGAGCAAUGGUGCAGCGGUGGAGAGCGAUGGCACAGCGAUGGAACAACGAUGGAACAGCGAUAGCGAUGGCGCAGCAAUGGAACAGCAAUAGCGAAGGCAGCGAUAACGAUGGCGGCGAUAGCGAUGGCGCACCUAUUGAGAGAUGGCGUAGUGAUGGAACCAACGUUGCGAUGGCAGUUAUGGUACAAGCGUUGCGAUGGCGCAGCGAUGGCCAGCGCUGCGAUGAGAGCGAUGACGAUUGUCAGCGCUGCGAUGGUCAGGCGAGCGCGACAGCUGCGAUGGGGGAUAAAGCUUUUCGUCGCGAUGGCGAUGAGCUAAGCCCAUCGAUGGCGAUGGUGCAUGGCGAGCGUUGGCGAUGGCGAUGAGCUAAGCGCAUCGAUAACGAUGGUGCAUGGCUAAGCGCAUCGAUAUCGAACGUCGUUGACAUUUGCAAAAUGUC